Molecule: messenger RNA, 159 nt
Organism: Protopolystoma xenopodis
Lineage: Eukaryota; Metazoa; Platyhelminthes; Monogenea; Polystomatidea; Polystomatidae
Source: the annotation of a GenBank genome assembly
GCACUGCAUCAGCUAUUCUGUGGUGCCUUUGAAAUGAGUCAGUUUGAAGAAUUGCAACAGAUGAUUGAGAUCGGCGACGAGAUCUCUUCAUUAAGUCCGGAGGAAUUCUAUCUUAUUUGUGCCCUCGCUGAGCGCUUCUUCUACAUUAAGAAUCUGUGA